AUGGAUAUCAAAGAAAUUAGGAAACCAUCAAGCCGAGAAAUAGUCAUAAAGGGUCAUGAGGAGUGUGUAAAAAUGUCAAAUUGUCUUCUUGAAGAGUUCGGAUUUCCUCUGGGUCUUCUUCCUCUUGAAGACGUGAUCGAACUUGGUUUUGUUAGGAGUAGUGGUUACGUGUGGAUGAAGCAAAAGAAGAGGAAAGAGCACAAUUUCAAGAUGAUCAACAAGCUCGUGAGCUACGACACUGAAAUAAGUGGCUUUGUGAGCAAGAAAUCGAUGAAGAAACUCAAGGGUGUGAAGGCUAAGGAGUUGAUGCUUUGGCCUCCAGUUAUUGAGAUUAUUGUCGAUGACCCAUCCACCGGCAAAAUUCACUUCGGAAGCCUUCUUGGAAUCACUAAAACUUUCCAAGUUGAGGCGUUUGCUGCCGGAGGAGGCAAUCUUUCAGCUCUUAGAAGUUUAUACAGGGAAGGGUUCAGUCUUAGCAAUUUAUUUCGAGAACUGGACACUAAGGGUGUGAUUGCUGUAUGA
Messenger RNA from Manihot esculenta (cassava), 522 nucleotides. RefSeq lists its product as uncharacterized. The transcript has 2 exons. NCBI's taxonomy places the organism in Eukaryota, Viridiplantae, Streptophyta, Magnoliopsida, Malpighiales, Euphorbiaceae. The coding region runs from base 1 to 522 and encodes 173 amino acids. The record is from RefSeq and is a predicted model, not a curated record.